Mangifera indica (mango) is the source of this 1759-nucleotide messenger RNA. Its product is annotated as probable E3 ubiquitin-protein ligase LUL4. The record is from RefSeq and is a predicted model, not a curated record. NCBI's taxonomy places the organism in Eukaryota, Viridiplantae, Streptophyta, Magnoliopsida, Sapindales, Anacardiaceae. Gene Ontology annotation, molecular function: ubiquitin protein ligase activity. The transcript has 4 exons. The coding region runs from base 184 to 1338 and encodes 384 amino acids. Gene Ontology annotation, biological process: protein ubiquitination.
GUGGCAAUGGCAAGAGUAGAAAAAGCAAGAGUCAUGGCGUGUGUUUGUGAUAUGUUUAAUAGUCUUCGAUAGUCUUUCAGACUCUUUCUUGAAAAACCCAAUUUUUUUUUUCAGCUAAACUCUUCACCUUUGACAUCGAAUCCAACAAACCAAAUCUCUCUGUAAAUCAGCUAAACAAAAGUUAUGGGAAUUUCAUGGAGUAAUAGAAGAAGAAAUAACUAUCAUCACCACCACAGUCAUUAUUUACCACCACCGCCUCCACCGCUUCCGCCGCCACUACCACCUUUCCACGAACCCCCUUUGUAUUCCACCCCAAACCCGCCUCCCCCUCCGCCCCCACCGCCUUAUGCUCCACCCCACAAUCCUUAUCCUGCUCCCCCACCACCACCACCUCCACCACCAGUUAAUUCUUAUUAUUACAAUCCGCACGGUGGCUACAAUUCUUAUAAUUAUGCCAAUCACAUGAUGGGCAGGUUCAACUACCAGUUUCAUUACCAGUCUCCUUAUUACGCAAACCAGGCCCAUGGAUGGCCCACUGACAGUAACAGGCCUCAAGUGGGGCCACCACCGCCUUAUGUUGAUCAUCAGAGUGCAAAGAAGGUGAGGAAUGAUGUGAAUGUUCAUAAGGAUACGUUGACGAUUGAAGUGGAUGAGCAGAAUCCGGAUCAUGUCUUGGUUUCGUUUGUAUUUGAUGCCAUGUUUGAUGGGAGCAUCACUAUACUGUACUUUGCCAAGGAAGAGGCAAAUUGUCGAUUUGUUCCACUGUUUCCUGAAGCCUAUGUGCCAGUGAGAGUUCCCUUUAAGAAAGGACCGGGCCAGAAAUUUUGUCAGCCUUCAGGGACAGGCAUUGACCUAGGCUUCUUUGAAUUAGAUGAUCUCUCCAAACCAUCACCAGGAGAAGAUGUAUUUCCUCUUGUAAUAUCUGCUGAAACAAAUGUGCCAUCAACUUCCACUGAUGACCGUUUUGAUGAUCCUGAGCCAAAUACAUCUGCUCAUAUGCAGAUAACUCAAGCUGUUCUAGAAAAGAGUAAUGAUGCUUCAUUCCAAGCAAAAGUAAUAAGGCAGAUAUUGUGGGUUGAUGGAGUUCGCUAUGAGUUACGUGAGAUAUAUGGAAUAGGAAGCUCAGCGGCAGAAGGUUUUGAUGACAGUGACCCAGGGAAGGAAUGUGUGAUUUGCAUGACUGACCCUAAGGAUACUGCUGUGCUACCUUGCAGACACAUGUGUAUGUGUGGCGAGUGUGCAAAGGCAUUGCGGCUUCAGUCAAAUAAGUGCCCCAUUUGCCGGCAGCCCAUUCAGGAACUUAUAGAGAUCAAGUUAAGUAGUGGUGGUGAUCAAUGACAGAUAUUUAUAUCAUGUUUGAUUGAACGAGAUGUAUGCAGCAGCGUUACAUUGAUAGUGAAAUCCACAAGGAUUGUUUGGGCAGUUUUCUGAAAUUCCAGUAAUUGUGGCCAUGUGAUGAACCAUUCCCUCUGGCAUUGGGAGUUUGGCGUGCACAUACAUUGUAAACACCCACAUUUGUCCUUUGAUUAUGUGUCAACUUUCUUCUGCAAAAUUCUUGCAAUUUCAAAGCACAACAUAAGAUUGCAAGCCAAUUUUAAGAUGUGAAAGUUCAUUGUGUGCUCUGUAUCCACAAAAGAAAAAAUGAAUCAACACCUCUUAAAAUUUGGCAUGUUGUGAGACAUUGUGCCCUACUGGGCUGUGUCCUAGCUGGCAUCUGUCUUUCUGUUUAUAAAAACGAGGCUGUGGUGAAUUUCUGAGA